GCCCACUCUUGUUAAAAAGCUCCCAUUGGGUCUUUCGGUUUUCUCAUUUGUUAAUUCUUUUUAAUGGCGUCUAGCAACAGAGCCGCAUGGUGAAUAACAUCACCCCCUGCCCCUUAUUGGUCUCCACUCUAACCCUCCGAGGUCUCGGAGCGCAAUGCUCCGCAAUGCUCCGCAAUUCUCGGAACACCUUCAAUCGUCCGAUGCGUCUAGACGUCUCGAUUGAAGAUAUGUAGCGGUGGAAGCGUGGUACGUUCCCGAUUGUGGGGUUAUAAAUAGCUCGAAUUGCCCAUAUCAUAAAUAUCGAUUGGGUCAUGGACUCUUCUCGUCAAGGCACCGUCCCAUGUUACUACGGAGCAACAUGUACUCCACGUUACGGUCUGCCUUCACUUGGCUUCUAGCUGCCGCCCCUAUUUUUACGCAGGGCGCUUCCCUCCAAAAAGUCACAUCUGACUUUGGGCCAAACCCAAGGAAUGUCGGGUUUUACAUUUAUGUUCCAGAUAAAUUGGCUGCUAGACCGCCGGUUCUCGUCAAUCCUCACUGGUGUCACGGCGACGCGCAAGCUUGCUACUCCGGGUCUCAGUAUUCGACUCUGGCUAGCAAGUACGGAUUUAUUGUCAUCUAUCCCGAUAGCCCAAAUACGGCCGAUAAGUGCUGGGAUGUGUCUUCCAACGAGACAUUAACACACAAUGCUGGAGGCGACAGCUUGGGUAUUGUUAGCAUGGUGCGAUGGACACUCGACAAGUAUAACGGCGAUCCGAAUCGUGUAUUUAUUACUGGUGUUUCCUCCGGGGCUAUGAUGACCAGUGUGCUACUCGGAGCAUAUCCCGAUAUUUUUGCUGCGGGAUCUGCAUUUGCCGGCGUGCCGUACGGAUGUUUUGCCGGGAACGGGUUUGGUGUUUGGAGUGACGCUUGCGCUACAGGGAAGGUCAAGAAGACUGGCACUGAAUGGGCCGCAUUAGUUAAAGCAGGAUAUCCAGGUUAUACUAGGUGGCGGCCUAGAGUUCAGAUCUUCCAUGGAACGAACGACGAGGUGCUUAAUUAUACAAAUUUCCAAGAGGAGAUCAAAGAAUGGACUACGGUGUUCGGAUUUAAUGAAACUCCCACGAGCACAACGCCUGAUACCCCGGUCAAGGGAUGGACGAAGUAUGUGUACGGUAGCAAUGAUUGGCUCGAGGCAUACAGCGCUGCAGGGGUUUCACAUAACAUUCAGAACCAGGAGGCCACCGCGAUGGAAUGGUUCGACCUUACCUGUAUAAGCGAUGACUGCUUUAAAUGGGGACAAGGGGGUCCAAAGGCUCGGUAGUUGAAUGAGAUAAUGUGUUAGGUAGUUGGUCACUACCUAUUUUCUCUGAUUCUCGUAGUCGAACUAGACACGAUAACUAAUUCAAAGAGAGAAAAAGAUUUUAGCCACCCCAAGCCAUCUUAUAAUACAAGGUAAUUUCGUAUUUCCUCUCAUCUAAUUACUCCUGCCGCCUUGACCCCCGAGAGUUGACUGUACGGAUCCGCCAACACUACCCUCUGUAGUAAACUGCUUUCCAACCAUGCCCUCCUUAUCCAAAGGACCACCGAUCUUCUGCGCUGUACCGCCAAUCGCUCCGUCUUUGGUAAACUGUUUGCCAAUGGAGCCCUGGGCAUCGAACAUCUUGGGUUUAUCUUCGCCGAUGCCAGCAUUGGCGGGUGUCUUUACUUGUGAAGCCAUUCCCGUGCCUGUCUUAGAGCCAGUGUUGGAGCUGCCAUGUGAUGACAUUGUGUAUGGGUAAUUGUACAAUGUAGGUACCUAAGGUAGACUUGUAAAUUGAGUAUGCUUAGAAUUAUUUACUGAACUUACAUUUCAAUAUAGGAAGGCCU
Daldinia decipiens is the source of this 1848-nucleotide messenger RNA. RefSeq names its product carbohydrate esterase family 1 protein. The record is from RefSeq and is a predicted model, not a curated record. Gene Ontology annotation, cellular component: extracellular region. The coding region runs from base 341 to 1303 and encodes 320 amino acids. Gene Ontology annotation, molecular function: hydrolase activity. The transcript has 2 exons. NCBI's taxonomy places the organism in Eukaryota, Fungi, Ascomycota, Sordariomycetes, Xylariales, Hypoxylaceae.